Protopolystoma xenopodis is the source of this 447-nucleotide messenger RNA. The record is from the annotation of a GenBank genome assembly. NCBI's taxonomy places the organism in Eukaryota, Metazoa, Platyhelminthes, Monogenea, Polystomatidea, Polystomatidae.
AUGGUACGUGACGGAGAGGGCCUCUUGCCUCUAAAUAUUGCACUUCGUCAACACAUCAAGCCAUGCGCUUCUUUUCUGCUCGCCAAGCAGUGGUGCCGAGUUCCAUACAAACAGAGCAGUCUUUCACUGCUCAUUUUUGCCUCAUUGCGUAACUGGGCGGAUAUAGCCCGCGACCGAGUCCAGGCAGCCAGUGCCCUGGCUAUGGGACUACAGCGAAGGCGCCCUCAUGCUACCAACAGAAUUUGCCCACUUCUUGUUUAUAGUGUUGUAUCCCUCUCUCUCAACCCCACUUCAGCAACCUCAUUUGCCAAUUCGCCCCAUCCUGUGUCGUCGUUUGCUCCAAAGUCACCCAAGAGUGUGUCGCUUCAAGUGGAUUUAGUGAAGCAUAAUCACCUUCACCAUCGGUUUCAGAUGCCGUUCGCAGAGCUUCAGGAUCUUAGCUUCUGA